Osmerus eperlanus (European smelt) is the source of this 2492-nucleotide messenger RNA. It is a transcript of the gene uri1, whose product is annotated as URI1 prefoldin like chaperone. Gene Ontology annotation, biological process: negative regulation of phosphatase activity; negative regulation of transcription by RNA polymerase II. The transcript is spliced from 11 exons. Gene Ontology annotation, molecular function: phosphatase inhibitor activity; chromatin binding; transcription corepressor activity. The record is from RefSeq and is a predicted model, not a curated record. Lineage: Eukaryota; Metazoa; Chordata; Actinopteri; Osmeriformes; Osmeridae. Bases 312 to 1826 code for a protein of 504 amino acids.
UACACCGCGAAGCAGAUUGAAGAAUAUGGCGCAGGGUCAGUGACGGGAAAAGGACGCCAAGCAGCUGAAGGAAUAUAAUUCCGUGGAUAUUUCUGGUGAUCAUGCUGAAAUCCUGAUAUGAGAGUGUGAAAUGGUCUUAUUUCCGAAUUGCUGGAUAACUACCACUGCCCCAUUGAUGAAUAAGAGAACGGGUUUCAGGAAUACCUGCAACUGCAUUCAUAAACAUUUCUUUAGGACUCACAACCCCUGAGCUUUGUUUGAUUCACAAACGUCACAAUUUUUAUUUGAUUGGCUGGCAAACACAUGGGAAUAUGGAUAAGAAAAGUAAAAUGAAUAUCGAUAUACCACGGGGAAUUGAUAAACUACGAGAGGAACACAUGAAGGUGGUGAAAGACUGUGAUGGUCAAAUUCAGCACUGGAAGAAGGUAGAGGGAGACUACGAUGCCCUGGAAGAACGCCUCCGAACCCUCCCGGACAAGCUGUCCUAUGACAUCAUGGUGCCGUUCGGCCCUCUGGCCUUCAUGCCGGGGAAGAUGGUCCACACCAACGAGAUCACAGUUCUGCUAGGAGACAACUGGUUUGCCAAGUGUUCUGCCAAGCAGGCCCAGGAGAUAGUGGGGCACAGAAAACAACAUGUGAAGAGUGCCGUGGAUGACUUGCAAAAGACAAGGAAGAACUUUGAGGCCAGAGUUAGUUUCACACAGGACCUGGGGAAACUGUCUGAGGGUAAAGGGGACUAUGUUGACAUCAGAGAAGAGGUUGAAAACAAGGAGAAAAUAAUCGUCUCCAAAGGAAAGCAGCGAGUGGCCCUCAAGCCCCACUCCAAGCCCAAGCUAGAGGCUGUUGUGGACCUGGAGGAGGAGGAGGGAGAGGAGGAGGAGGAGGAUGGGAGUGGUAGAGGUGGAGAUGGAGGGAGCAGGAAAGGAGUUCUGUCCGAGGAGGAGCUGUGGGCUAAACUAGACGAGCUGGAGAAACAGGAGGAAGAGCAGGACGAGCAGGACAGGUCGGGAAGUGCAGUAACCAACGGUGACGACUCCUCUUCCUCUGAGGAAGAAAAGGAGAGCGAGGGGGGCCAACGUGAGAAGGGACUGGGUCAGGGCGAGGGCGGGAAACCAGCCCCUCCCAGCUCCCAGGUCAACGGGGUCACACGGCCCGCAGCCAGGGGCGAGGAGAAGGACGAGAAGGACGAGGAGGACGAGGAGGGCAGCCGACUGCCCACCAUCUAUUUCUCUCACACGGUGGAACCCAAGAAGGUGAGGAUAAACACAGGGAAGAACACGACCCUGAAGUUCAGCGAGAGGAAAGAACAGAAGGAGCAGGCGAAGAGGAGGAGGAAGAACAGCGGCGGCAGCAACGGCCACUCUCACCACGAGCACCACAAGAUCACCUCGCCCACAGACGUGUACAGGUUGUUCGUGGACGUGAAGAACGGCGAGCUGAUCCCCAGGAAGUCCAUCCUGAAGUCCCGCAGCCGCGAGAACAGCGUGUGCAGCGACACGAGCGAGAGCAGCGCCGCCGACCUGGAGGAGCGCCGCACGCUGCUCCGCUCGCAGAGCCACGACGACGUCACCACGCACAGCGACACCAGCGACGGCGUCACUGAGGAGGACAGCCCCACCGCGGGGGGCCACGCCUGCCACUUUGAGGCCUUCUCAGGCACGGUGGUGGAGAAGGAUCCUCUUCCCUCCACCCCCCACCUUACCCUGGCCCCCCCAGCCCUGCCCACCAUCCCAGAGAGACGGCUGGAGGAGGUGGGCCCCGAGGCCCCCCAGGAGCCCCCCAAAAGGGUGUCCAAGUUCAAAGCUUCGCGGCUGCAGCAUAAGUGAUCCAAAGAGCCGGGCUCUAGGACCAAGGGUCCUUUUUUAAUCUCUUUUUCUACUCUUGUUGACGACCCUUAGCUGGACAUACCGUGCCCCCACCAAGUUCUGCUUCAGUUCACUGGGCUUCUUAUACAGCAUCCUGUCAUAGUCUAUGGUAGCCUUGUUUAAGAAAGUAAUUCAUGAGAUUAACUUCCUGCCUCCUAAGGAAUGACAUCUAUUAAUCAUGCUCUGAAGAGUAGAAGUUACAGUUCUCUUAUACUGUGUACAGCCUGACCCCACUCCAAAACACCACCACUAUGUAAAAAAGUUGUUUAUUUAGCUUAUCUAGUCAGUAAGCAACUUACUGACUAACUCUUUAGUCAACUAGAUGCUCAUGUAUUUCUUGGUGUGAAGGUGUGUUCCAUCUGUGUGUCUGUUAAUAUUCUCCUUAACCAGGCCAGUGAAAUCUGCUCCCAUUUGAGACUACAUCCUUUACUUUCAUGAAAUCUUUGCCUUUAUUCUUUUCUAAGAUGAUUAUCUGGGCAGGCGCUGACUGGCUAGCUAUGGUCCCUAGCUCCUGUCCCUUUGCCUAUUGAAUGUAUGUCUUCCUUACUGACCAGCUUUAUGUAAAAAAAAAAAAUUAUAAUAAUUAUAUUGACGUCAACUGUAUGGAAAAUAAACAGUUUUGGCCAA